AUGUUCAAAGCUAGCGGGACGCUCGCAGCGCUUCUCCCAUCGCUGAAUUUCGGCGUGAACAAGACGGACUUUUUCACGAGUCUUUGGAACAAGCCGCAAACACGUGAUGAGCGGGUGAAGGAGUACGUGCCAGAGGUGCUGGAGGAGAGUUUCGAGCAGCAGCGCGCGGUGCUGGAAGAGAGCAUGUCGCGCGAUAUUAUUGUCGAGCUGGGUAACAAGAUCCUGCAGGAGAUCGACAGCAAGAGCCCCACUCCGAGUAUCGCACCACACCUCAACAAGCUGUUGCUCGAAUACGGCGUAAAGGACGUGAUUGCGCAGCGGCCUCUGAGCUACCUGUUGUAUCCCAACUCCUCCGCGCUAUCGGCUGGUGAGCAGGCGCAUGAGCUCGUGUCCAGUUUUCCAGACAACUUCCGUGCAAUGAUCGAAGAGGUGGAGCGCAAUGGCUGCUCCGCCAAAGCAGCUACCCCCGCGUCUGCCGCGCCAGGGGUCCAUGCGCCCAAGGCAGCGCCUUCGGUAGCAGCAGUAGGGCACGAGGCCACGUCAAGCGUGCAAGUUGUCAGUGGCACGGCUGCGUCGGGAGAGGAGGCGACGUCCACUGUGGCUGGUGGCCAGACCCCUGGCAACGGCGCGGCGUCCUUGCCGUCGCAGCAGCGUGCAGACGGUGUGAUUAUGGCAUCCGAGGAUGAAUAUGAGCCGAUGGAUAUCACAAUGUUUGUUAAAGUGGCUGCGGGCAUGGCCAUGGCGAACCUGCACUGCGGCGACAUGCGUAACGCCGUUCGCUGCGUUGAUGCUGGAAUCGCCCACGCCAAAGAGGCAUCGCGACUCGGUGGGCUGCUGGCACUGAAAGCGGGUUUGCUCGUGCGUCAGAAGAAGCUUGCGGAGGCGGCCGAGUGUGCAAAGUUGGCGGUCGAAGCCUCUGGAAAUGUACAGGGUUACCUUCACGGCGCCUACGCGCUGCACAAGCUGGGCCGUCCGGAAGAGGCGGUGGCGCUGCUUGAGCGGGGGCGCGAGGACCACCCCAUGAACACGCAGCUCGAGGCCCAGAUCGAGGCCAUUCAAAAGGAGCUCAAGCUCGCGCUCCCGGCAUCCCCCUCCUUUUCAUCGGCAGGAAUGGGGGCAACCCAAGAAGCGCUUCCGGCGAAGUGA
This is a messenger RNA of Leishmania major strain Friedlin, 1146 nucleotides long. RefSeq lists its product as hypothetical. The transcript has a single exon. The coding region runs from base 1 to 1146 and encodes 381 amino acids. Gene Ontology annotation, molecular function: protein binding. The record is from RefSeq and is a predicted model, not a curated record. Lineage: Eukaryota; Euglenozoa; Kinetoplastea; Trypanosomatida; Trypanosomatidae.